CACGCCCCAGUUGCGCCUCCAUCACCACCUGCUUCCCAUCUUCAGCUUUUGUCUAACCUCGCUUACUGUUCCAUCGGAACCGGCUCGAGCAUCCCCUUUGCCUAUACAACAUCUGAGCUUUUCCAAUCACCGAAUUUGCUCUGAUAUCCCCACUCAACCUUCCGAUUGGAGCUUCCGCGUAGGAAGUCAUCCUGGUCUCAUCUACAUAACUAACACUCAACCAACCCCCCCGUCUCCACUAUGGAUCGUUUGCAUCGCAUGCUCCAAGCAGCCCAGGGUAUGGGCGUUGGAGGGAAUAAUGGAGAUAUCCCCAACCUCAUCGAUAACUCCGAAACCGUCCACAUCUCAUCGCUCGCUCUGCUGAAGAUGCUAAGACACGGUCGGGCUGGUGUGCCCAUGGAAGUCAUGGGUCUGAUGCUGGGAGAGUUUGUGGACGAGUACACAGUUAGGGUAGUUGACGUUUUCGCCAUGCCUCAAAGUGGUACUGGUGUCAGUGUCGAAGCCGUGGACCCUGUUUUCCAAACGAAGAUGAUGGACAUGCUGAGGCAAACUGGACGACCAGAGACCGUUGUUGGCUGGUACCACUCGCAUCCUGGUUUCGGCUGCUGGCUUUCGUCCGUCGAUAUCAACACUCAGCAAUCCUUUGAACAGCUCACUCCCCGCGCCGUUGCCGUGGUCGUCGACCCCAUCCAGUCCGUCAAGGGCAAGGUCGUCAUUGAUGCCUUCCGUCUCAUCCAACCACAGACCGUCGUCAUGGGCCAGGAGCCCCGCCAAACAACAUCCAACUUGGGUCAUCUGAACAAACCGUCCAUUCAGGCCCUCAUCCACGGUCUCAACCGCCACUACUACAGCAUUGCCAUCGACUACCGCAAGACCGGUCUCGAGGAGAACAUGCUGAUGAACUUGCACAAGCACGUCUGGACGGAGGCGCUGCAGAUGAAGGACUUCCAUGAGGAGGGCGAGCACAAUGUUGAGCGCAUGAAGCAGCUCGUCAGCCUCGCCGAGGGCUACGAGAAGCGCGUCAAGGAGGAGACCACGCUCACCAAGGACCAGCUUAAGACGAGAUACGUCGGCAAGGUCGACCCCAAGAAGCACAUCGAAGAUGUGAGCCAGCAGUUGAUUGAGGACAACAUCGUAGCCGUCUCGCGGCAGAUGAUUGACAAGGAGGCCUCGGUGGCACGGCAAUCAAACGGCAAGGAGAAUGGCACCGGCAUGGAGGUUGAUGAGGAACUAUAGAGCAACCAUACCGUAACAUAUAUUUCCUAAUGCCAUUUCAGACUCCCUGAAUUCAGGUUUCAUGUACAGGACGGUCAUCUGGUCUUGGCAGACACAUCAAUGAAUGACGUUAUAUGUAUCAACCCGGUAUAUAAUC
Aspergillus eucalypticola CBS 122712 is the source of this 1372-nucleotide messenger RNA. RefSeq names its product proteasome regulatory particle lid subunit RPN11. Gene Ontology annotation, biological process: protein deubiquitination; proteasome-mediated ubiquitin-dependent protein catabolic process. The transcript has 4 exons. Gene Ontology annotation, cellular component: proteasome regulatory particle, lid subcomplex. Lineage: Eukaryota; Fungi; Ascomycota; Eurotiomycetes; Eurotiales; Aspergillaceae. Gene Ontology annotation, molecular function: protein binding; metallopeptidase activity; proteasome binding. The record is from RefSeq and is a predicted model, not a curated record. The coding region runs from base 241 to 1236 and encodes 331 amino acids.